AUGGAGCCUGGGAAACUCUUGGAUCCCCCAUCAGACACAAUCAGCACUCCGGAAAACCACAAAAAACCCCAUGAAUGCUCAGAGUGUGGGAAAUCCUUUUCUCGCAGAUCAGUGCUUUUUACCCACAAGAAAGCCCAUAUGGGAGGUGGAUCCAGUCAAGGUUUGGAGGGUGAGAAAUCCUCUGGAACAGACACCAAAGGUCUCAGAAACCCCCCCAGACUAAAACCCUAUAGAUGUAUAAAAUGUGACUUAUGCUUUGGUCAAAGGUCAGACCUUCUUAUCCAUCAGAAAAUCCACACGGGAGAGAAACCCUAUCAGUGUCUGGAAUGUGGGAAUUUUUUCAGUAAAAAACGCACUCUCAGAGACCAUGAGAGAAUUCACACAGGGGAGAAACCUUACACGUGUUGGGAAUGUGGGAAGAGCUUUUCUCGGAAUUCAUAUCUUUGGCGCCAUGAGAAGAUUCAUGCGGGAAUCAAACCUUACAAAUGCUUUGAGUGUGGGAAAAGUUUCACCCUGAGUUCAGAUCUUCAGACUCAUGAGAAAACACACAGAGGGGAGAAAAAUGAAAACCUGGUGCGACAUCAGAGAAUUCACACGAGAGAGAGACCCUACGAAUGUCCAGAAUGUGAGAGACGAUUUACCUGUUCUGCUGGACUUCGGGAACACCAGAAGAGGCACAAAGGGGAGAAACCCUAUCAAUGUGGGGAAUGUGGGAAAGGUUUUCUUACACAAACAGAGGUCCACACAGGAGAGAAGCCAUACAGAUGCGUAGAAUGUGGAAAGUGUUUUACUCAAAAGGGAGCCCUUUGGAUCCAUCAUAAAACCCACACAGGGGAGAAGCCACAUCAAUGCAACGAAUGUGGACGAUUCUAUCGUACCUCAUCCGCCCUUAAAAGUCAUGUGAAAAUUCACACAGGGGAAAAAAACUACAAAUGUUUAGACUGUGGGAGAACAUUUGCUCAUGCAUCUUCCUUCAGAAAACACAGCCGAAUCCAUACAGGAGAAAAGCCCCAUAAAUGCUCGGAGUGCGAUAAAUGUUUUUCUCGGAAAAGUACUCUU
Messenger RNA from Protobothrops mucrosquamatus (brown spotted pit viper), 1059 nucleotides. Its product is annotated as zinc finger protein 501-like. The record is from RefSeq and is a predicted model, not a curated record. Gene Ontology annotation, biological process: regulation of DNA-templated transcription. NCBI's taxonomy places the organism in Eukaryota, Metazoa, Chordata, Lepidosauria, Squamata, Viperidae. Gene Ontology annotation, molecular function: DNA-binding transcription factor activity, RNA polymerase II-specific; RNA polymerase II cis-regulatory region sequence-specific DNA binding. The transcript is spliced from 3 exons. The annotation marks the transcript as partial.